GCGACCGCUGCCGGGCUGUGCGGAGAGGAGCGAAGCGCGCUGCCGCUUCGCCUUCAAAGUGUCUGAGCCGGCUGCGGGCUUUGCUUCUACUUGCCGCGGUUUUUUUCCUUCUUUCAAGUCAUUAUUUUGCCAUUUUGUUAUUUAUUUUCUCCUACUUCGUUGCUGUUAUUUUUGUUAUCGUUGUUUGUAAACUAAUUGCCUCCAUGGGGGGCGGAGGAAAGGAAAUCAAAGCUGCCGCAGCUGAAGGGUGUGCGAGCACGCUGGGGAAGAGCCGAGGAGCCGCAGGACAGGAUGGUAGCGGGAAGCCCGGCGGUAGCGGGAAGCCCGGCCUCGGGAAGCCUGGCUGCGGCGGGGAGCGCUGCCCGCGGAGGGCCGGGCCGGUCGGCACCGCACUGGCCGCGCUCCUCUCCGCGCUGGCCGCGGCCUCCUGCGUCUACCUGGGGGUGCGGACCAGUGACCUCCAGGCCAGGGUCGCGGCCAUCGAAGGCGCCCGAGGGGGCUUCUCCGCCGCCCCGCUCCCGCCACUACCCGGCUUUUCCUUGGAGCAGCUGAACGCGAUGAUGCAGGAGAAAGUGGAACGACUUCUCGCCCAGAAAUCCUACGAGCACUUCGCAAAAAUACGAAUAGCGAGAGAAGUGGCUCCAGAGUGCAACUGCCCACCAGGUCCUCCAGGGAAAAGAGGUAAGCGGGGAAGAAGAGGAGAGACCGGACCUCCUGGUCAGCCUGGUCCUCAAGGCCCUCCUGGUCCAAAAGGCGAGAAGGGAGAUCAAGGUGAUCAGGGCCCUCGGAUGGUGUUUCCUAAAAUCAAUCAUGGGUUUCUCUCUGCUGAUCAGCAGCUCAUUAAACGCCGCCUCAUUAAGGGGGACCAAGGACAAGCUGGACCCCCUGGACCUCCAGGGCCACCAGGACCCAGAGGUCCCCCAGGAGACACUGGCAAAGAUGGUCCUCGUGGGAUGCCUGGCUUAAUGGGUGAACCAGGAAAACCAGGAGAACAAGGAUUGACAGGACCUCAGGGGCCUCCAGGACAAAAGGGUUCUGUCGGAGUUCCUGGUGUUCCAGGGAGAGAUGGACAAGUGGGUGAACCUGGUUUGCCUGGCACAGCAGGAGAGAAAGGAGAAGCAGGGCUCAAGGGUGACCCUGGAGAAAGAGGAGAAAAGGGGGAUGCUGGUGAGAAUGGACUGAAGGGUGACACAGGAGAAAAGGGUGACCCUGGCUCUUCUGCGGCUGGAAUAAAGGGUGAACCUGGUGAAUCGGGACGGCCUGGACAAAAGGGUGAACCAGGCCUUCCUGGGCUUCCUGGACUUCCUGGAAUAAAGGGUGAACCAGGUUUCAUUGGUCCACAAGGAGAACCUGGGUUGCCAGGGCUACCAGGAACAAAGGGUGACAAAGGAGAGACAGGCCCUGUUGGGAAGGGUGAGCGAGGUGAACCUGGAAUCCCCGGACCAAAGGGGAAAACAGGUGAACCUGGAUCUAGAGGCCCCAAAGGGUCAAAGGGUGAUACAGGUGAGAGAGGUGACACAGGGUCUGCAGGUCCACGGGGACCACCUGGACAAAAGGGUGAUCAAGGUGCAACAGAGAUAAUUGAUUAUAAUGGCAAUAUCCAUGAAGCUCUGCAGAGGAUUGCCACCCUGACUGUCACGGGACCGCCAGGACCACCAGGACCCCAAGGGCUGCAAGGGUCAAAGGGUGAACCAGGAUCCCCAGGAACUCCAGGAGUUGAUGGAGAGCAGGGUCCUAAGGGCUCAAAAGGAGAUACAGGUGAUCCUGGAAUGCCUGGAGAAAAAGGGGGAAUUGGACUGCCUGGCCUACCAGGAGCCAAUGGCAUGAAAGGCGAGAAAGGAGAUGUUGGUUUGCCUGGUGCCCAAGGUCCUUCAAUGAUAGGACCACCUGGACCACCAGGGCCACAUGGUCCUCCAGGCCCUAUGGGACCUCAUGGACUGCCUGGCCCAAAGGGUGAACCAGGGUUAAAUGGUCUUAAAGGAUUGAAGGGUGAACCAGGUCAAAAGGGUGACAGAGGGCCCCUUGGUCUUCCUGGAGCAUCUGGCUUAGACGGGAAGCCAGGAGCCCGGGGUGUUGAUGGCCCAGUUGGUCCCCAUGGCCCUGCAGGUCCCAAAGGAGAGAGAGGUGAGAAGGGAACUGUAGGUGACCCUGGACCCAGAGGACCAUACGGCUUGCCUGGUUUUCCUGGUCCUCGAGGAGAAAAGGGUGAUAUAGGAGAAAAGGGAGAAAAGGGAUUCCGUGGAAUUAAGGGGGAAAAAGGGGAGCCAGGCCAGCCUGGCCUGGAUGGGCUGGAUGCCCCUUGCCAAUUGGGCCCCGAUGGAUUACCGAUGCCUGGCUGUUGGCAAAAGGUAGGAUGGGCAGAGUUUUUUCUUUUCAGGAGCAGUAUGUCCUUAGCACACAGAAAUGCCUUUCACAAUCAUACAGAACAGUAUCAAGAUACAUUACAGAGCCUCCUAGACAGUAAUAUCCAGCACUGCAAGAUCAGACCUCUCCAUGACAAUAGUUCAUGUGAUGUGUUGUAAUUUAUGUAGAAUAGCUCACUGAGGCAGUACUGUGGAAACGGUUGGCGUUAGUUUCCUGGAAAGUCCAAGACUUCUGUUUUUUUGCAUGAAGAUUCACACAUCCUUUGGUUUCUGCGGUUGAUCAGUGCUUCCUAUUCAUUAUGAAAGCUCAUGGAUAUGGCAUUUUUGUCAACUAUUUAUGUAGAUCUGUUAUUAUAUUGGCUGAGAAGGACAGUGUAUCCUGACCUUUUCUUUGCCUUGCUUUUCUAUUCUUCAAUAAAUUCUCCUGGGCUUUGUGUUUUAUGGCAAUAUUAACUGGUGACAUUAUUUUAGUAAAGAUUUAACCUAGACAGUGCUUGAUUUAGAAACAUAGCAUUGAGAAUAAUAUAGUUGGAGGAAUACUGGCAUAUAAUGCAUCAGAAAACAUGAAGCAUAAGUGAAAUCCCAGUUGCAUUUAUCUCUGAAGAAUAGGUAGUACUGAGGAAAUAACUAUGCAUAUCUGCAACUCUCCCUGAUCUAUGUAUUUGUAAUAGAUGUCUGAAAUAUCAUACUAAUUUGAUUAAUCUGUAUCUCUUUUUGUC
This is a messenger RNA of Catharus ustulatus (Swainson's thrush), 3082 nucleotides long. It is a transcript of the gene COL25A1, whose product is annotated as collagen type XXV alpha 1 chain. Bases 204 to 2522 code for a protein of 772 amino acids. The record is from RefSeq and is a predicted model, not a curated record. NCBI's taxonomy places the organism in Eukaryota, Metazoa, Chordata, Aves, Passeriformes, Turdidae. The transcript is spliced from 37 exons.